Messenger RNA from Closterium sp. NIES-65, 1863 nucleotides. The record is from the annotation of a GenBank genome assembly. Lineage: Eukaryota; Viridiplantae; Streptophyta; Zygnematophyceae; Desmidiales; Closteriaceae.
AUGACGUCUAAACAAAUCGAUAGGGAGUGUGGUGGCGGCGCUAAAAAAACUACUGCGUUCGUCGCUCGUGGCAUUGGGCAGAAAAAAACGGCGGCAAAAAAGGUCGCGCGCGGUCAACAGGAGGCCGGCAAGAAAGCGGAAGACAAGGGGCCUAAACCAACGCCACGCAAGCGUGUUUCUACAGUGAACAAAGAUGCGGAUGUUGCCUCUGCUGGAACCGAGCCCGGUCCGAGUAAAGACGGCACCACUGGCGGCAACGAAGAUCCGGGGCGAGGGAGCGCGACUCUUGCACUCCCGUCGGCGGAGAUGGAGGGAUCGGCGACGGAGGGAAAUCACGGAGGCGAUCCCCGCACCGAGCAUGCCGCAACCAAGGAGUCCGAGGCGGCGGCAACGCAACACCAUUUGACGCUGCUCCAGCCGACCGUGAGGAAGAGCGAUGGGGAGGACGAUUAUGACGCCGCCGUGCCCGGAGACCUCAUUACGCGGGCGAAGAGGCGGCAGACGGCAGGUAGUGCUGACGACGCCGGAGGCGCGGCAGUUGGGACACCGCGAGGCGCCAAGGAAGCUAGUGGCAAGGUGGGCGGUCAAGCAUUGCGCCAUAAGGGCCGACCCGCAGCAAGAAAAGCAUCCGGCGGAAGGAGAGGCAAGAAAGCAGCGACAGGAACAAAGCCGAAACGAGGCGAUGAAGACCCCGGUGAUACGGAGGAGGAGGAUGAGGAGGAGGAUGCGGAGGGAGAGGAGGAUGAAGAGGAAGUGGAGGAGGAUGACGCGGAUGUUGGGGAGGAUGAAAAAGAUGAGAAUGAUAGCGGGGAGGACAAAGAGGCGGAGGAGGAGGAGGAGGAGGACGACGAGGGGGAGGAGGAGGAGGAGGAGGAGGAGGAGGAGGAGGAGGCAGAGGAGGAGGAGGAGGAGGAGGAGGAGGAGGAGGAGGAGGAGCAGGGUGACGACGAGGAGGAUGUGGAGGAGGAGGAGGAGGAAGCAGCAGAGGAGGAGGAGGAGGAGGAGGAGGAGGAGGAGGAGGAGGAGGAUCUGGCGCCAGUGAAGGGACGGGGCGGGCGUGGCAGACGGGUGAGUGGUACAGGGAAGGAGGGGGGCCGGACUCGCCCUUCCCGAAAACGCGGGGCAGUUGACGCUGCGCGCGGCGAAGCAUCGGGCAAACCGAAGGCACGCAUUGGGCCGCCCGUAAGCGUGCAACGAAUGCAUCUAAAGAAGGCUGCCGGAAGAGCGAGUGUUACACCGCUCUCCUCCGGAACACCAAAGUACUACACGCCAUGGGCCGGCCCGAGCAAAGUCGAUGCGACGGCACCAGGCGCGCCAAGAGGAGAGGAAUCCGAAUCCCCUCCACCCGCCCCCGUCACGCAGUCCCCACUCGCCUCACCCUCGUACCAAUUUCGGCAACUCCACGCUUCUCCUGUCCGGGGCAGGGCGGUCUCCCCUCUCGCCGAUCCUUCGCGCGGGCAUCAGGCAGGCAGUUAUGCCAAUCCCUUCCCUGAGCUCCCCUUUUCCCGCCAGCGUGAUAGUGUGAGGGCACACGGGACUGGUGCAGAAGACGUUUAUCCCCUUGGCCAGAGGGGGGAUUCUUCACACCCUUUUCCACCGCUCAUGGGUGCCCUAGGUGAAAGUGCGGAGCACGAGCAGUUUGUUACACGGGAGGAGUUCCAGGCGCUGCGGUCUGAGAUGUACGCUAUGUUUGCACAGCCCGGCCUGCGUCGUGGAGUACCUGCCAGCUAUGCCUGCGGGCCGGCAGCCCUGCCUAUGGCUGGUACCCCGCCGCCGAUGAGCGCCGUGGACAAGGCACGAGUGCUAGUGUUGCAGGAGACAAACCCAUUCCCGGUAUGUGGCGGGCCACAUGGGGCGGGAUAG